UAGUUUUCACCGAUGUCUGACCAUGAAUCACCAUGGAGCUGAUGCACCAGCGGUUCACGUCCACCAUCACGGUUUACCCACAGCAUCCGGUCCAUCGAGUACCGCUCACGAAGGACACCAUUCGCCUGCUAUGUCGCAUCAAGGAGACCAUGGUGGUCAUGGAGAAACGAAGCACGGGAACCACGUUGGAGAAGGACACGAAAUGGUCAUGGCCAUGUUCUUUCAUACCGGCGAUACGGAGACCAUUCUCUUCAAGUUUUGGCGCACUGAGUCCGCCUUGGCACUGACCUUAUCCUGUCUCUUGAUUUUUCUGAUGGCUGUUCUCUAUGAAGGUCUGAAGUUCUUCAGAGAGUGGCUGUAUGCGAGGAACCGGAAAAGGAGAUUGGCGGGCGGAACGGAACACUACAACCCGCCAAGAAGAUACAGAGAGGCCAACUACAACUAUAACCAGCCCACAUAUCCGUCGAGGACAAACCAGCAUACUGGAACCCAGAUCUACGCCUACCGCCCGAGGUCGGCAUCGGUUUCGCAGCUGCCGCCUGCAGCUCAUGCUCCUUCGCCCGACCAAUCCUCGCUGAUGCUCAACCCACCGCAUCAUCAUCAUCAUCAUAUCCAACAGAACGACCCGUCCGCUGUAGGAAGCCCUAGGCUGAAGGCCUGGUGCUCCCGGAUGCAUCUCCUGCAGACCCUCUUGCAUGUCCUGCAGGUGUUCAUAUCCUUCCUGCUGAUGCUCGUUUUCAUGACCUUCAAUGUUUGGCUCUGCGUGGCAGUUUUGCUGGGAGCCGGUUUUGGGUACUACAUAUUCUGCGCCUUCAAAACCGACGUCCAGGAACACUGCAACUGAAUAAAAGCAAAAGA
This is a messenger RNA of Drosophila eugracilis, 858 nucleotides long. RefSeq names its product high affinity copper uptake protein 1 (gene Ctr1C). Gene Ontology annotation, molecular function: copper ion transmembrane transporter activity. Gene Ontology annotation, biological process: copper ion transmembrane transport. NCBI's taxonomy places the organism in Eukaryota, Metazoa, Arthropoda, Insecta, Diptera, Drosophilidae. The transcript has a single exon. The coding region runs from base 23 to 844 and encodes 273 amino acids. Gene Ontology annotation, cellular component: membrane. The record is from RefSeq and is a predicted model, not a curated record.